This is a messenger RNA of Pseudophryne corroboree (corroboree frog), 1868 nucleotides long. RefSeq lists its product as uncharacterized. The transcript has 20 exons. Lineage: Eukaryota; Metazoa; Chordata; Amphibia; Anura; Myobatrachidae. The record is from RefSeq and is a predicted model, not a curated record. The coding region runs from base 18 to 1481 and encodes 487 amino acids.
GACACGGGAACGAUCCGAUGGCUAAAGUAAAGAAAAUGACCCCCGAACAGGUGGUAGCGCUCGAUCUUGAACUAUGCAACCUCUGCCAAAUCCCCAAGGGUGUUUGUAGGGGACCUCUUCAUAAACACAUAAUGGACAGACGAGUAUAUCUCAAGGCCACUACCAAGGAAUUGGCAACACUGCAGGAGAAAAUCGACGCACUAGGGGACGCGGAACCUAUGAUUGGUCUUGAAUUCAUCAUCCAGUAUGCCCCGGAUGUAAAGGGGGUCCUUACGUAUCAUUGCGAACUGUGCAACGUUUUUUUUAAAAUUAACCAGAGCUUUAGCCAUAUUACUGGAUCUAGUCAUCGGCUUAUGUACUUGAAAACAAAGGGUUUCGAGGAAAAGACUCUUCACUUUAAGACCGUGCAGCAAUAUGAAGAAUUUGUGAGGAGGUGCAAGUUUGCUGAGAAAUUUUGGGGAAGUAAUAAGAUAAAGGUGGUAGAAGAGCUUGCUCCAAUACCAGCCAAUGCACAAGCUAAAGAUGGACAGAGUCCAACCUUUCUAGAAUUAAAAUCGGCUCAUGAAGCCAAACUGAAAGCCGCACAGGACAGUGGUGGAAAAAUUAAGGUGGAGGUGCCCAAAUGUGACGUGGACAGUUUCAGCUGCAAUGAGGAGCUGUUUGAAUUCUUGGGAACCUUCUCUGUAGAAAGUGAACGCGACGUCCCCUUUGUCAUGAAAGUCUCACAGGCCUUUGCUAAAGCCCUGGUGCAACACAAACGUCUGCAAGCGUUAAAACUACUUGUUUCUGCUAACAGAAAGAAAAUGCAAGAAGAGAAGAAGGCAUCUACAAACCAACCGAAAGAUGGUCGCCGGCCAAUGACAGACUCUCAACGUGCACACAUGGCGAAUAGAAAAGCACAUUUGGCAAUAAAGCAGAAGGAUUCUACCGGAGUCUUGGUGGAUGUCCGUGGACCAGGCUUCAAGUAUAAAAAGCAGAUUGGUUACGGAAAAUAUAACCCCGGAGCAGCUGCCAGAGCCCAGCCAGGUAAACAAGGUCCUGACUACAAGAAUAAAAUGCAGAGUGGAACAAAGAACCCAGAAGCAGCUGCCGGAGACCAGAAGGGGGAACAAGGUGCUGCCGACCAGCCUAAAAAACCGACUGAUUACGGAACAGAGAACCCUGCAGUAAUUCGUAUGUUACAACAGCUGGAGGCUGUCAAAGCAAUGCAUAUUCAACGAGGUCCUGCCUUCAAUCUGCGUGGUUCUGGAGCACAAAACCCUAGAGGACGUGGAUCUCACCAGAACCAGGGGAAUCCCGGACGUCCGUUUAUGAGCCAGAAAUCGUUUUAUGGGCCAGGAGCAGGCAACAAACGUAAAGGACCCCCCGGCUAUCAGCCAGGAGCCCAGCGGCCCAGCAAGUUUCCUGCUAGAGGCGCCUUCUUUCCCUCCAGAGGCCGCGGUGCUGACAGAAGAGGUUUACCGGCAGGCUCAGCCCACUAACACCGGUCUCACCACAUUAUGGGGAGCCCAUCUCCGUGUUAUGGGACAUGGGAGACUGACAGGAGAGGGAAUACCGACAUCUGCAGAAAUAUCCAAGAAAAUAGAGAUUUUAUCCUAAGUGAAAGCUUCAGUGAGUUCCAGCAAUGUUACCAGUCAUACACCUGUUCUACAGUGACUGCAUUCAUAAGGGUUUAUAGUAUAACAUGGGGCCUCAUGUAUAAUAGUUCUGUAACCCAUAGCAACCUACCUGAUAGUCAUUUCCUAAGUUGUACUAGAAAGUUGGAAUCCUGUUGCUUUUGGAAACAGCACAUAGCAAAAUAUGGGUGAUUCAUUUUGUGCAGUGUUGUCUUUAUUAAUGUACAAUAAAUGUACCCCCUUUCUUAUCAA